Messenger RNA from Paramuricea clavata, 3975 nucleotides. Lineage: Eukaryota; Metazoa; Cnidaria; Anthozoa; Malacalcyonacea; Plexauridae. The record is from the annotation of a GenBank genome assembly.
AUGAGUGAUGAUGAAAGUGCUACAUCUUCAGGGAAAGACCAACCGGCAUCAAAACAACCAAACCCUACAACACAAAGUUUUAACGCUCCUAAAAGUGGUCUACCCCCUUUUCCCCCAUUUGACCCAAUCACAGAUUCAGCAACAGUGUCUCAACGAUGGAAGAAAUGGAUACGGCGUUUUGAAAACCUACUCAUCAGCCUUCGAGAGUUCGACUCGACCAUCCGGCGAGGUCUUCUCUUGACAUACGUUGGCGAAGCAACAAACGAUAUCUUCGACAUUCUGCCAGACACCGGUACAACGUAUGAAUCAGCCGUCGACAGUUUAACGCAGUAUUUCACUCCGCGUGGAAACAAAGAUGUAGCUAUAUUCGAAUUUCGCGAGUUGACACAAGAAACUAACGAGACUCUAACUGCGUAUUAUCGAAGACUCAAAACCAAGGCAACAGACUGUGAAUUCGCGAACGAAGACGAAGAGAUUAAAAUACAAAUCAUCCACAAGACACGAGACCCAAGAUUGCGAAAGAAAGCCCUUCGUGAAAGCAUGGACUUAAAAGCCUUAUUAGCGCACGGAACUUCGCUAGAAAUUACGGAUCAACAAGCGCAACGACUAGAAAACGCAAACACAGACCUAAACGCAUUGGAAAGAAACCGCCAGCCACCAGCAUCGCAACCACGGGGUGCAUUCAAUCGCAGACGAAAACCACCACCGGACGGGAAGAAAACCUGCCGAAACUGCGGUGGAGCAUUUCCACACAAAGACGGAAUGCAGAAUUGCCCUGCUCGAGGAAAAUCCUGCCAUAAUUGCGGAAAACUCGGACAUUUCGCAAAAUUAUGCAAAUCGAGCAGUAAAUCGGUAAAACAUAUUACCCCACUCAAGACACCCGAUGACAGACACUUACAAGACUCGGACGAUGAUAAUUGUUUUACCUUAAAGUCAACGCCAAAUAAGUCACCUGAGACUCAGAUCAAAAUUGGACACACUCCAGUGAAAGUACUAAUCGAUUCCGGCGCAUCUGUCAACAUUAUUCACACUGAAAUAUUCGAGCGCAUUAAAAGCGAGAACAAUCACAUUAAACUAGCCAAAACAAACGCAAAAAUUCGUGCAUACGGAACUGAUAGCCCUAUAGACCUUUCUGGAGAAUUUCACACAACAAUUAAAUCAACACACGGUCAAUCUAUAGACGCAACGUUUUACGUCACAACGGCAAAAUCCCAAUGUAUUCUCGGCUGUGAAUCAUCUACGGCAUUAGGACUAAUAACAUUGAACAUAAACAAUAUUGCGCAGCACGAGGAUCCAGUUAUAGCGAAGUUGCUCAAGCAACACGAAAAACCUUUCAAAGGAACCGGCAAUUUGAAAGGCGUUGAGGUCAAACUCGAGAUCGAUAAAUCCAUACCACCCGUAGCACAGUCGUCCAGACGAAUUCCGCACAACAUGAGAAAAAAAGUAAACGAGAAAUUACGUGAAAUGCGUGACGACGGCAUCAUUGAAAAAGUGGAGGGUGCAACACCAUGGUUAUCCCCACUCAUCGCCAUUCCAAAGAAAACUGGUGACGUCAGACUGGUUCUCGACAUGCGCGUUCCAAACACAGCUCUAAUCAGACGUAGAGUUCAGAUCCCAACCGUUGACGAGAUUCUACGCCAGAUGGAAGGAGCUAAAGUAUUUACGGAAGUCGAUCUGUCCCAAGGCUAUCUACAACUCACCCUCGCGGAAGAAUCGAGAUAUAUCACUGCCUUUACCACCCCCGACGAGGGCCCCCACCGUUUCAAGCGUUUGAUAAUGGGAGCAUCACCCUCUGGCGAAUACUUCCACGAGAUAAUCCAUGAACUUAUCAAGGGCAUUCCUAGAUGUGCAAACAUCUCAGAUAACAUCUGGUUAUGGUCCGAUGACCGACAGUCCCACUAUAAACAACUCGAACGGUUGUUAACCAAAUUGGAGUCCAGCGGUUUAACCCUCAAACUACCCAAAUGCUCGUUUUCAGUUCCAGAAAUCAAUGUCUUCGGACAUAUCGUUUCUGGAAAUGGAAUACAGCCAGACAAAGCCAAAAUCGAAGCGGUGAACAACGCCCUACCACCAAAGUCAGCCUCGGAAGUUAGAUCGUUCCUGGGUCUAACAAACUACUGCUCCAGGUAUAUCCCAAAUUACAGCAGCAUCACCUACCCACUUCGCCAGCUCACGAAGGCAGACGCAAAGUUUCGAUGGAGGGACGAACACGAGAAAGCAUUCAUCACCCUGAAGCAAGCCCUAACGAGUGCUCCAGUUUUGGCUCAUUACAGUCUCGAAGCCAAAACGCGAGUCGUAGUUGACGCAUCACCAUGGGCGGUCGGCGCAGUUCUCCUGCAAGAGCAACAAGAUAGCUUUUAUCGUCCCGUAGCGUACGGAAGGAGAUCCUUGUCCGAGACAGAGCAAAAGUACGCCCAAAUUGAGAAAGAAUCGCUAGCGAUCGUGUUUGGAUGUGAACAUUUCCACAUGUACCUUUACGGACGAGAUUUCGAACUUGAAACCGACCACCGACCCCUAGAACACAUUUACAAACCCAAACCCAACAACGCGAGUAAGUCAACCCCUGCAAGAAUCGAAAGGUGGAGAUUGCGACUUCAAGAGUACGAUUUUAAAGUCGUGUACAGACCGGGGCCCAAAAACCUAGCUGAUCCUUUAUCGAGACUUCCAAAACAAUCUCCCACUAACACCCGAAGCAACAUGGAAGCCUGCGCAGACCGAUAUGUCCACUACCUUUCCCAGUAUCUUGCACCACGAGCCAUGUCAAUAAAGGAAAUCCAACAGGCCUCUAUCAACGAUCCAGAACUGGCACAGAUACGAACCUGUUUACAAACAAACCAGUUAUACAAGAUUCCACCACCCUACCAAUCAGUCGUGGAUGAACUCUGUGUCACUAACCAAAACAUCCUUCUUCGUGGGAACCGAAUCGUCCUUCCAGCCGACCUCCGACAGAAAGCCAUAUCCUUAGCUCACGAAGACCACGCAGGGAUCACAAAGUGCAAACAACGCAUCCGAGCAAAACUGUGGUGGCCGCAGAUGGACAAGCACGUCAAAGCUCACGUCAAAUGUUGUCAUCCCUGUCAAUUGGUAGCACAACCACCACGCCCUGAACCAAUGCGUCCAACAGAGCUACCCAAAGAACCCUGGACCGAGUUAGCAAUCGACAUCUGUGGACCAUUCCCGACUGGUGAGUACAUUGUUGUUCUCACAGACUACUACUCCAGAUGGCCCAAAGCCAAGACCCUCAAAACCGUUAUCUCCGCUACAAUUCUGAAGUGGCUCAAUUCCAUCUUCGCCCAACAUGGCUAUCCCACAGUCCUGAAGUCGGACAACGCCUCCUACUUUACCUCUACACAAUUCAAAACGACCCUACAGUCCUGGGGAGUCCAGCACAAAACCGUGACCGAAUACUGGCCACAGGCAAAUGGUCAAGUUGAACGAUUCAACGAAGUCAUCAAGAAACAUGUCCUCACAGCACAAGCAGAGCAAAAGGACUGUAGAGAAUCACUACCAAACCUACUUCUCCACUAUCGAACCACACCCCACCGAAUCACUGGACAGACCCCAGCAAAACUACUCAUGAAGAGGGAACUUCGAACCAAGAUCCCAGCAAUUUCCACGGUGGACCAACCAACAGAUUGGCACGAGGAAGUGCGAAGAAAAGACGAUAACGAGAAGUCCAAAGCGAAAGCAUACACCGACAAGAAACGUCAUGCAGCGGAACGAAAAUUGAUCGUAGGAGAUAAAGUUCUGGUCAAACAGAAGAGAAAAAACAAGUAUUCGACAAAGUUUUGCAAAGAUCCGAUGACAAUCACGAAGAUCAACGGAACACAGAUCGUGUUAACAGAUCUCCAUGGUAAACAGCACCGACGGAACGUACUCUUCUCAUGUCAAGAAAUAUUGGACCACAUCAGAACCGAACAACGUAGAAGACGAGGAUUUCGUUGCAGAAUCCCAACCACCACAAAGCACCACUGA